AUGGGGGCCCCGCCGGAACCCGCCACGGUUGACGGGCGCAGCCCUCUGAUUACGCCCGACACACUCCAUGAAAUUGUGGCGGAGUAUCUGCAAUCCGCUGGCAUGCGGGAGGUGGCUGCGGAUAUGAGACGCCAUGUCGAAUCGACACGGGCCUCCACCGACGACGCAACGACUAUUAGACAGCCAUCCCGCGAGGACAGAACUGGAUCCCAGCCACCUUCUGUGGGACCAUCCGCUGGGGCGUUGGAGUGGUGCCUCUGCUCAUACGCUGCCACCAGGUUGGUCGUGCGCCAGCUGUUGUCGGAUGGCGCAUCGAAGCUCACCUCACAAUUUAAGUCGAUGGACCUUCCCGCACCCGACGAGACGUUUGUGCGGUAUGCGUUGGACUCGAACGACAAACACAUGUGGUCCGUGCAGGACGACGUGGACGCAUUAUACGUCGCGGGGGUGGGGUGGGACGGCCACGGGAUGCCCAUGUUCGGUACGUUGCAUCAAAUCAUAGAAGCACUGACGCACGUCAGCGUGUUGCCUCUUUCAACGCCCUCGGAGGAGAAGUUGUUGGCACAGGAAGAAUUUACACACGCGUUCCUACGGCAGCACCGCUACUUCACGUCGUCCCACACAGUACUCGCCAAACUCAUGGAACGAUUUACGGUGCCAUUAUCAGUGAAGCUCGGGUUUGAAAACUUUGAAGCGCACGGCAUUCGUGUUCAUGCGCCAGGAACUUCUCUUUCUGCUUUCUUAUCCGUAUCGCGUAUAACACGCACCCACAGAGGUGACGAAAAAGCCGUAAAGGGAGGAGUGAACAGUUUCUCUCCCAGUGCCUCACUUUGGUUAUUUGUUUGCCAAAGUAUACAGAUGCGCGUCAUGUCUGUGUUAACGCUCUGGCUUCGCGAAUACCCACAACACUUUGAUGAUGCAAUGCAUCACAGUAUUCAUCUUUUUUUGGAUGACUGCUCCUCUAUUUCUCAGCCGUGGAGUGAUUGCCCCUCGCAGCUUCAUGCAAUGAUGGAAUUUGUACGGGACAGCAUUUCAGCAGCCGCGGAGAAAAAAAGAACCGGCACCCUCGCCACACGGCAGCAUCGUUUAACUGAUGGGCCACCAACUUUAACGUCUUCAUCGCCGAGUCGCACAGUGGCGGCGGAGGAAAAUUCCUUCGCGAGAAGACAGGCGUAUCCGACAUGUAUUUUUUUGCUGCGUGCCCUGACCGACGUUGGGCCCUCCACGGAAUUUCGCACGGAGUCUUGGGUCGAUAAAUUGCAGGAAGUCGUGAAUCUCUUUCUCGCCCUGUCGGUGGAGCAGUACGCUGCAGGCCUCGUGUCCCUUCAUUUGCACCUGUUCACAUCGCUGCAGGCUGAAGAGGUACUGAAAGUGCUGCACCGCUCUUCCGCCGCCUAUUUGAGCUCCAGUUCCUUCCAUCUCACUCCCGUGGGUGCUUUUCUCGCUUCAUCAACGGAUCUUUCCGCAUGGACGGUCUCUGUUCUCCUGCACGCGGCGGCCCUUGACGGCCAUCAAAUGAGAGACGCAGGGCAUAUAUCAUCAGCAGCCGAAAAUUUUUUGAAACUUUACAAAUAUCUUGUUGAGCUUGUUGUCGCUCUUGUGCGCUUGAACGAUCUGCACGGGGCCGUUGCAGUGCAUCGGGGCCUGCACCACCCGAUCCUGCAACGGGUACUCACGCAGCCACGAAUUGUUGCGUUAAUUCCCGAAAGUACGUCCCAAAACGUCACGCGCCUUCAUGAGGUUUUGGGGAUUUGUAGCGAGAAGGAUGUGGCAAAAGGAAAAUCGCUGGAAAAUUACAUGCGAGGCAUUUUGGACGUUGACGCCCAUCCGCUAAUCCCACCGCUCCAACACUACUUGGGGAAAAUGACGCGGCUGAAGGAUGAGAUGCCAUCCUUCUUGACUCUCCGCACGGAUGAACUUUACCCAUCCACAGAUCCGGGUAAAAAGACACGGGAAAUUGUUCUUCUCCACUGGAGAAAGUACAUCAUCCUCGACCGAAUGGUGAGCCAACUCAAAGUUUGGCACUCGGGAGCCCGGCCCACAGCAAUCGAUAGGGCGUUUGAAAAUCAAUUUGUGGAGCAAAAGAGAAAAAUAAUAUGGAACCACUGGCAGUUGGCUGAAAUGGCGAACGAACUUCUCUCUGCCCUUUAG
Messenger RNA from Trypanosoma cruzi, 2151 nucleotides. RefSeq lists its product as uncharacterized. The coding region runs from base 1 to 2151 and encodes 716 amino acids. Gene Ontology annotation, biological process: small GTPase-mediated signal transduction. Gene Ontology annotation, molecular function: guanyl-nucleotide exchange factor activity. The record is from RefSeq and is a predicted model, not a curated record. The transcript has a single exon. NCBI's taxonomy places the organism in Eukaryota, Euglenozoa, Kinetoplastea, Trypanosomatida, Trypanosomatidae.